AUGAAGUACGCCAAUGCCCUUCUCGCGGCCCUCGCGGCCCCGAUCCAGGCUGCAUUCACCUGGAAGAACGUCCGCAUCGGUGGCGGCGGCGGGUUCGUCCCUUCCAUCGUCUUCCACCCCAAGACCAGCGGCGUCGCCUAUGCGAGGACUGAUAUUGGAGGUCUCUACCGCUUGAACGCCGACGACUCGUGGACCGCGGUCACGGAUGCCAAUAACUUUGCGGACGACUCGCACUGGAACCGGUGGGGUGUCGAUGCCCUGGCACUGGAUCCUCAGGAUCCCAAUAAGGUGUACAUUGCCGUGGGCAUGUAUACCAACAGCUGGGACCCGAACAAUGGUCAGAUUGCUCGCAGUUCUGACAAGGGCGCCACCUGGACCUUCACCAACCUUUCAUUCAAGGUUGGUGGUAACAUGCCCACAAGAGGCACCGGAGAGCGUCUUGCCGUCGACCCCAAGAACUCCAACAUUCUAUAUUUUGGAGCCCGCAGCGGUAAUGGACUGUGGAAGAGUACCGACGGAGGUGCCAGCUUCUCCAAGGUCUCGUCAUUCACUGCCGUGGGUACCUACCGUCCCGGCCCUUCCACCGAUGAGUACAACGGCGACAUUCAGGGACUUACCUUCGUCACCUUUGACGAGACAUCUUCGACCUUGAACGGCGCUACUUCUCGAAUCUUUGUCGGAACUGCCGACAACACGACUGCCUCCGUCUAUGUAUCCAACGAUGCCGGCGCAACCUGGAGUGCCGUCACUGGCCAGCCGGGCCGAUACUUCCCCCACAAGGGCAGAAUCCAGCCCACUGAGAAGGCUCUCUACAUCAGCUACUCCGAUGGUACUGGUCCUUACGACGGUACCUCUGGCUCCGUUUGGCGCUACGACAUCGCCGCUGGUACAUGGAAAGACAUCACUCCUGUCCCCGUGGGCUCUGAUCUGUACUUUGGCUUUGGUGGUUUGAGCGUCGACAUGAAGAAGCCUGGCACACUGAUCGUCGCCACCCUGAACAGCUGGUGGCCGGACGCCCAACUCUUCAGGUCUACUGAUUCGGGCACCACUUGGAAGAAGAUCUGGGAGUGGGCAAACUAUCCCGACAUGACUCUUGGUUACACCCAGAGCACCCCGAAGGCCCCGUGGAUCAAGACCAACUUCCUGGACACCGAUACCAAGGAUCUCGGGUGGAUGAUUGAGUCCCUGGAAAUCGACCCCACGGACUCCAACCACUGGCUAUACGGAACUGGACUCACAAUCUUCGGAGGACACGAUCUCACUAACUGGGACACCGGCGCCAAGGUCACCAUCCAAGCCCUCGCAGACGGCAUCGAAGAGAUGGCCAUCCAAGAGCUCGCCAGUGCUCCCGGCGGCUCCGAGCUUCUCGUCGCCGCCUACGACAACAACGGCUUUACCUUCAAGACCAAGAGCGUCCUUGACACAUCCCCCCAAACAACCUGGGCGAACCCGAUGUGGGCCUCGAGCGUUGGAGUCGACUACGCCGGCAACAAGGUAGCUAACGUCGUCCGCGUAGGAAACACCGCGGGCACCCAGCAACUGGCAGUUAGCUCCGACGGCGGCGCAACCUGGAACAUCAACUACGCCGCCGGCACGACCCAGUACGGCGGGUCGGUCGCCUACUCCGCCGACGCCGACACCAUCAUCUGGUCCACCGCCACCCUCGGUGUCCAGCGCUCCCAGAACCAAGGCUCGCUGACGACGAUCUCCAGCAUCCCCGCCGGCGCCAUCAUCGCCAGUGACAAGCGUAACAACACUGUCUUCUACGGCGCCUCCGGCUCCAGCUUCUACCGGUCCACCGACACCGGCGCCACCUUCUCCACCUCCGGUACCCUCUCCGGCGCCACCGAGAUCCGGCACGUCGAGGCCCACCCUGCCAAGGCCGGCGACGUCUGGGUCUCCACCAACGCCGGCAUCUUCCACAGCACCGACUACGGCUCCACCUUCUCCCUUGUCUCAAGCGCCCUCACCAACACGAACAAGGUCGCCCUCGGUAAGGGCUCCGGCAGCAACUGGAACCUCUACGCCUUCGGCACCGGGCCCGCCGGGCGCCGCCUCUACGGCAGCGCGGACCUCGGCGCCUCCUGGGUCGAUCUCCAGGGCACCCAGAGCUUCGGGGCCGUCGACGGCGCCAAGCUCGCCGGCUCCGCCAACGAGGAGAACCUCGUCUACGUCGGCACCAACGGCCGCGGCGGCGACAAGCAGCAGCUCGACGGUCCGCGUGACCUCUUCGACAUCUUCUGUGAGGGCGACGACGACAUCGACAUUGGCGACUUCCACGAGGACUAG
This is a messenger RNA of Colletotrichum chrysophilum, 2289 nucleotides long. Its product is annotated as Xyloglucanase. Gene Ontology annotation, biological process: xyloglucan metabolic process. Lineage: Eukaryota; Fungi; Ascomycota; Sordariomycetes; Glomerellales; Glomerellaceae. Gene Ontology annotation, molecular function: protein binding. The coding region runs from base 1 to 2289 and encodes 762 amino acids. The record is from RefSeq and is a predicted model, not a curated record. The transcript is spliced from 9 exons.